UCUGAUUUUAAAUGUUGAAAAUGUUGAAAAUUUAAGCUCUAACACCUUAGUUUUGUUGUGUGUUUCUUAAUUGAUUUUCAGGAUUGCAGUAGUAACAGGGGGCAACAAAGGAAUUGGAUUAGAGAUAUGUAGACAGUUAGCUUCCAAUGAAGUCAUGGUGAUCUUAACAGCUAGAGAUGAGAAGAGGGGUACUGAAGCUGUUGAAAAUCUCAAAGCUUGUGGGCUAUCUGAUAUUUUUUUUCAUCAACUUGAUGUUACAGACUCUGCUAGUAUUGCUUCUUUAGCAGAUUACAUCAAAAAUAAAUUCGGAAAGCUCGACAUAUUGGUCAACAAUGCAGGGGUCAUUGGAGUCAUAAUGGAUGCGGAGUCUUUUACUAGUUUAAAGCUUAAGUCUGGAGAGAUUGUAGGUGAGAAGGCUGAAAUGGCAAAAAAGGUUAUAAAACAAACCUAUGAAACAGCAGAAGGGUGUCUACGAACAAAUUACUAUGGACCUAAACAGCUGUCUCAAGCUCUCAUUCCACUUCUUCAGCUCUCUGGUUCUGCAAGAAUUGUUAAUGUCUCAUCCGGUUUGGGGCAGCUAAAGAAUGUUACAAAUGAAUGGGCAAGAGAGGUACUAAGUGAUGUUGAUGGACUCACAGAAGAGAAAGUAGAUGAGGUAGUGAGUCGUUAUUUACAGGAUGCUAAACAGGAUUUGUUGGAGUCCAAAGGCUGGUCUGUUCUCUCUGCUUAUGUUGUCUCGAAAAGUUGA
Molecule: messenger RNA, 748 nt
Organism: Camellia sinensis
Lineage: Eukaryota; Viridiplantae; Streptophyta; Magnoliopsida; Ericales; Theaceae
Source: RefSeq, a predicted model, not a curated record